UAUCUCAGCAGUAAUCAUAAAACGAUUGUGCAAAACUGUUGAGUCUGCUGAACGCAGCUAUUAACUGACUGUGUCGCUAAAUGGGGAGAAGUCGUUCUCCAUCUCCAGGAAGAGGACGGAGGGAUCGAUCUCGAGAACGAGAUCGCGACAGAGACCGGCGGAGAAGACGAUCGCGAGAAAGAAGACGAAGAUCUGUAGAACGAGAUAGAGUAAAGUCGAGAGACAGAGACAGGGAUCGAGAACGUGAACGAGAUAGGCAUAGAAGAUCGUACAGCAGAUCCAGAUCACGGGAGCGUGACAGAUCCAAACAUAGAGUAAAACCGAAACCUUCAACAAAUGAACGACCCAUUAUUACAGAAGCAGAUCUUCAAGGCAAAACACCUGAAGAACAAGAGAUGAUGAGAAUAAUGGGAUUCUGUGAUUUCGAUACCACUAAAGGCAAAAAAGUAGAUGGAAAUGACGUGGGUGCGGUUCAUGUCAUUUUGAAAAGGAAAUAUAGACAGUACAUGAAUAGAAAGGGUGGUUUCAACAGGCCUCUGGACUUUGUUGCAUAAUUUACUUCUAGUACAAUUUCAAGUGAUAAGUAUGUCAAAAUGACAUCACAAAUAUGAUGAAAAUAUCUGAAUGACUAA
This is a messenger RNA of Mycetomoellerius zeteki, 632 nucleotides long. RefSeq names its product U4/U6.U5 small nuclear ribonucleoprotein 27 kDa protein yantar (gene ytr). Gene Ontology annotation, cellular component: precatalytic spliceosome. Gene Ontology annotation, biological process: RNA splicing. The transcript has 4 exons. Bases 81 to 554 code for a protein of 157 amino acids. The record is from RefSeq and is a predicted model, not a curated record. Lineage: Eukaryota; Metazoa; Arthropoda; Insecta; Hymenoptera; Formicidae.